GUGUGUGUGUGUGUGUGUGUGUGUGUCACAGGUGGUGCUUCUGGGUCUUUCGUCAGUUCUGUAGCUGGCAGGUCGUACGGGUCGAUGCUGUUAAUGUCAAGCAUUUUCUCUAAAUGACGCUGCUUGGCGGUGUUAUUUAGUCUCCCCCAAUAGAGCCCCUUUCCUUUCACUUUCUCCUUCUCUUCCCAAAAACUGCACUGUAUCGCAAAAUGUAUUUAUUAAAUUUAUCUGCUCUCUCUCUCUGUUGCUCUUUAUCUCGGGCUCGCUGUCGAAGUUACCAUAGCAACGAAUAGCGUAUCCUGCUAAUAUGGCAGCGCCUUCCCGAAAUGCAACGCGGAGUGAAAACAUCGUGACGUAACUCCUCAUUCUCUAUAAAGUAAUGGCAAUAAAAACUGCAACCCUAUGGUCCUUGAUUUUCUCACAGAUGAAGAGUUGUAUGAUUUUUUCCGUAAAAACAAAACAAAGAUAUCUACAAUAGAAGAGCCAUUGAUGUUUCUCCGCCAUCUCAAGGACAAUAGACUCAUUACAGAUGAGCUUUAUCAAAAGCUUGAGAACAGCAAUGACGAUAAUGACAUGUAUCAUGCGUUGGAGUAUAUUCAAAAGUGUGGAAAGAAGAAGGUUAGAAAGUUCUGGGAAUGCGUGGACCAGGAGCACAUUUUACAGCGUUACCCCCAACUCUCUGAAAUCACUGAAACUCUGAAGAACUCUCUCAAGAGUGAGCCAAACAAAAAAACACGAGAGAGAUCUAAGGAUAGAGACGCAGGAAGGGAAAGAGAGGUUAAAAAGAGGAAGACGGAAGGCAACUCUGUGAGUAACCAAGCUGGCCCAUCAUCACAAAGCACUAAAAACCAGAGGAAGAAAUUUGAACAUGUGGACAAAGGUUCUCUUAAAAAUGCUCUUAAGAAUGAGCCAAGCAAAAAACCACAAGAGCGAUCUAAGGAUGGAGGCACAGGAAAGGAAAGAGAGAUUAAAAAGAAAAGGACAGAAGGCAGUAACCAAGCUGGCCCAUUAUCACAAAGCACUAAAAGCAAGAUGAAGACAUCUGGACAUGUGGGGAGAGAGGAAGAAAAGGACCUCUGGGAUAUGCCUGAACACAAGGAAUGGCUUCCUGUCAGAUGUGGGGAAAAAGAAGCCCUUCUUAACAGAGAAAAACUUCGUGGAUAUAAUAAAAACAGGAAAUGCAUUAAAUAUCGCAAAGAAAUGAUCACACCUUCUCAAUUUGAGGAAAUGGCUGGAAAAGAGAAAAGCAGGAAGUGGAAAACAAGCAUAUUAUGCCAAGACAAAACAAUCCAGGAUCUUCUAGAUGAGGGUCGUUUGGAGAUGCCGGGUACUAAGAGAAGAAAUACUUACCGUGAAUGAUGUACCAUAAAAAGUCACAAUAUUGAUCUCAUAAAUACACCAGUUUUUUUUUUUUUUUUUUAAUUUCUCUUUCAAUAAAAUCCAACAAUUAAUGGAC
Molecule: messenger RNA, 1456 nt
Organism: Ctenopharyngodon idella (grass carp)
Lineage: Eukaryota; Metazoa; Chordata; Actinopteri; Cypriniformes; Xenocyprididae
Product: nuclear body protein SP140-like protein
Exons: 8
Coding region: 403-1359 (318 amino acids)
Biological process (GO): regulation of transcription by RNA polymerase II
Cellular component (GO): nucleus
Molecular function (GO): DNA binding; DNA-binding transcription factor activity, RNA polymerase II-specific
Source: RefSeq, a predicted model, not a curated record